CACGUGACAACUACGACUAUGACUUUAAUGGUGUCAAAGUUGAAAUUGAUAUUAUAUAUUUUUUUGUAUAAGUGAUAAGUUGAAUAUUGUGUUUUUGAUUUACUGUGGAUGAUAUUGUCGUAAUUCUGUGCGAAGGUUAUUGUGUUCGUAAGAUAAUAAUCUAAUAUGUCGGAAGAGGAGGUGGCGAAGAAACCGAAAGCUGAGGAGAAAUCUAAAGCUAAGUCUACGGCAAAGUCUAAAGCAAAAUCUAAAGCCAAAUCUAAAGCUAAAUCAAGAGCCAAGUCUAAAAAUAAGUCAAGAGCUAAAUCAAAGGCAAAAUCUAGGGCAAAAUCAAAAAAUAAGUCAAGAGCUAAAUCGAGAGCUAAAUCGAAACAAAAGUCAAAAAUGAAAUCUAAGAUGAAGUCAAUGGCAAACAUGAAGAAAAAGAAAGGAAAGGGAAAGAGAACAAUGAUUGGGCCAGAUGGGAAAAAGAUAGAAGCGAAAAUUUUCAAUUUUAUGUCUUUACCAUUCACUGGAUAUUUCCGGGAUGGGUACCGGCGUGUUGACUUAGUAAUAAUUAUAAGAGACGACGGUGUUGGAAAAAAUGAAAAAGUCAAAAUGCUGUACUUUGCACAACUUUGUAAAAUGGGCUUAAUACUUGAACUCGAGCAAGGCCAAAUGGCAGAACACAAUCACCUGCUUUUUAUCAAGGUACAUGCACCUGAUAUUUUCAUUGCAAUUCAUGGCGAAAUGUUCCUGUACUUUAAACUUUUUAAAGAUGUUCGUGUCGAGACUAUGGCUCAGUCUACAAUGGAUCGGAUGCUACCAUUUACAUCUGCCUUAUCUGAUAAAGGAUUCGUUACAUUGAUGAGAGACAAUUAUCCUGGCCCGCCUGGGUAUUCAACACUAGAUAGAAGCCAAAUCGUGUACGAUGUUUUGACAAGCACAAGAUUGGGCGGCAUUUAUGGAUAUAACCCAUUGCAGCGAAUGGUUUCACUUAAUCUUGUUACCGACGCGUUCGCCCUACAUGAUGGUCCUUUUUUCUUGGUGGAAAAUCAAGAAGCUGACAAAAUUAAUGCUCGGCAGAUACUAUUUGAAACUUGGACUGGUCUAUCGAAUAUAAUUAAAUACCAACCUCUUCAUGUUAUACACGAGUACUUGGGAGAUAGGGUUGCCAUAUUCUUUGGCUUUUAUGGAUUUCUGAACAUGUCUACGGCUAUUUUGGCACUCGUUGGUCUUUUAAUAUUUGCUGUGGAUGAAUUACAUAAAAAUGAAAGUGAUAUGACAAAAAUUAUUUGCAAGGCACCCACUUAUACAAAUGUUACAAACAGACCAAAAUACUUAUCAGAGAAUAAAUUUAUCUGCCCCAAUUGCAAAUUUUACGACAUAUGCCCUUACGCAAUGGUAAAUGAUUUCUGCAAAGAAAGUCAAGUAAAUGAUCAUUUGCAUACUAUAGCGAAAACAUUUGUGUACCCGACAAUCGUAUUUUUGUGGUCUUGCUUUAUUCUAAAAUUAUGGAGGAGGCGAGAAAAUGAUUUCUUCUGGCAGUGGGAAAUCGAUAGAGCCUAUAUGGAAGAUGUGCAGAGAAUUCAUGCCAAAGGAUUCCAGUUUCACAAAGAAAUGAGUGUUUUUAUUAGAAUACUUAGAUAUUUGGAACAUAUAGUUCUGCUUGUGUUAUUGAUAAUAUGGUCAGGAUAUAACGCUUUCAUGUUUAUUUAUUGGCGUUACGCAUUGCUGCGAACAUUAAAAAUGCCCAAUAUGGAUGCGGCAAAUCUUUACAAGAAAAACUACUACGUAUUAAUAUUUAUAACAAUAUCGAAUUGUGGAUUAGUGUUUGUACUAGAGAGAAUGCUUGGAAUUAUUAUUUUCUACGUGCCUCAUUGGGAACGUCUGAAGACACCACUGUCAAUGGAUAAAAGUCUAGCCUAUAAACUCACUGCUUACUCCAUAUUCCUUACUUUUAACAUUCCAUUUUUUUUCGCAUUUAUAAAGGGACAAUUCUAUACUUAUCCCAUAGACAUGAGAGUGUGGAGAAAAUAUAGUGGUAUACUGGUGGAGAAAUGUGACCCAAGGUCGUGCAUGGAUGAGGUGCUCAUUGUAAUGGCCACUAUACUUUACAUGAGGGAACUAGUCUUCAAAUUUGUCCCAUACAUGAAAAUCAUUGGCCAUAACAUAGACUACAGCGACCUAGGUGUUCUGAGAAGUGUUCGAACUCCGCACUGGGAAAGAGAAAAGGCUCUAAAGUCAUCUAUGGAGACAGAAAAGUUUAUUACUUUGAAAUAUCGGGACUUAAUGGUGCAGUUGGCGAGUUUCACUCUGUUUGCAAGAAUAUUUCCGCUAGCUCCACUCGUCGUAUUAGUAUCCAAUGCUAUCGAUUUAAGGGUUUCUGCUCGACGCAUCCUUUUAUACAGCAGAAGGCCGAUUUUAAGACGAAACUUAGGCAUUGGUGCCUGGUAUAAUGUGUUGUUUGCUAUAGUUAUAGCUAUAGCGUGGUUUCAAAUAUUUCUUGGCACUAUAACAUCGGAGGCCAUUUUGCAGUUUACAAAGCUUGCAGAAAAAAACGAAUCAGUAGUUGAUCAUCUGAAUUUUGAGCCUUUUGAAAAAUUUCGAAUUUACGCUUAUACACCUGCGUUUGGCCCGAACGCAUCAACUGAUCUUAGCUAUGAACUUGGAUACCUAUCACUUAAAGUUUUCCCCGAGUAUGAUUAUCAAACUCUCGAGAAGGAAAAGGGUGACGACACACCUUUACAUGAGUAUUUGCGUCACAUCGAAAACAAUUAUGGUUUAUAUAAACCGUCAUGUUCUUGCACGACUUACUACCAACAUAAUACAUGGAAAUCGACUAACGAUUAUGAUUUAAUGCCUAGAAGAACUUGCUAUUUUAAAGGCUAUUGGAGACGAUAUACCGGUGUCCUUAAAAAGGGCCGUUAUGUAGGUUUGACGACGGGGAGUAAGCAAUAUUAUACAAGAUUAGCAAGAUUGGGUAGAGGUGCCGCAAAUUUAACAGGAAGAGUCUUAGGUUUUUUCUAUUUGGGGUUUCUGUCACCAUUAAUAACUGUUCCUGUAAAUGCUAUAUUUAUCUGGGAAGAUUUCUACUUCAAUUAUUUUAAAAGAUUCGUGGAUAUUUAUUAUUACCACGGAUAUGCUGAAAACUGGAAAGCUUAUGCACUGGCCUACAAUAAAUGGUUUUAUUCAUGUUUUUCAUUGUUUGUCUGUUUUAUUCUGUUCUGCAUGAUAUUUUUGUGUCUUCCGGAUAGUGACAUGCAAAUAACGGAAUCACAAGCUGUGGAACACCAUGUGAAACAUUAUGCAUCCGGUCAGACAACCGCUGCUGCCGUAGCCGCUACAAAGAAAGAAUAAUGAAAAUAACAUUUCAAAACACUUGUACUUUAACUUUGCUUUAAUAUAAGCUACUAAGCAAUUUCAUAGAUAGCUCUAUUAUUUUAUUACUAAAUGUAAAUUGUGAAUAAAUCUCAAAUAACCUUUA
Molecule: messenger RNA, 3466 nt
Organism: Plutella xylostella (diamondback moth)
Lineage: Eukaryota; Metazoa; Arthropoda; Insecta; Lepidoptera; Plutellidae
Product: anoctamin-6
Biological process (GO): chloride transmembrane transport
Molecular function (GO): chloride channel activity; protein dimerization activity
Source: RefSeq, a predicted model, not a curated record